Mesitornis unicolor (brown roatelo) is the source of this 2158-nucleotide messenger RNA. RefSeq names its product myotilin (gene MYOT). Gene Ontology annotation, biological process: dendrite self-avoidance; homophilic cell-cell adhesion; axon guidance. The record is from RefSeq and is a predicted model, not a curated record. Gene Ontology annotation, cellular component: plasma membrane; axon. The transcript has 10 exons. NCBI's taxonomy places the organism in Eukaryota, Metazoa, Chordata, Aves, Mesitornithiformes, Mesitornithidae. Gene Ontology annotation, molecular function: cell-cell adhesion mediator activity. The coding region runs from base 229 to 1782 and encodes 517 amino acids.
ACCAAGAGUGAAGCUGAAGAUUUUCAUGGAGUUUAUGAGAAUCCACCUCAGGCUUCACCUCUGCGGGAAAAUCCACACCAAGAAAGCCUCUAUUCUGCAAAGCAAGGGUUCCAUUCUAUCCAGGAGCCCAGCCAAGAAAGUUUUUGUGGGCUUCUUAGCUUUUACCAGCCACCUAUCCAAAGCGAGUUAUCACCAACAAAAAUCCAGGACAGCCGUGAAACCUCUCCUAUGAGUGUCCCUAACUUCCCAUCCGUCUCCUCUAUGUGUCAACCAACCAUGUUUAACUACGAACGUCCAAAACACUUUAUCCAGUCUAAGAAUGUGUGUCAAGGGCAACAGCAGCCUCCAGGACCCACAGUCUCUACUGACUCAAGCAGACAAAUCAAACAGUCCUCCAUUCUAAUACAGCCUCGUAACCCCAGCGGGCAGAAAUUCUCCUCCUCGUCAUCGCUGAGCUCUUCAAUCACGCUCUCCUCGCCUUCCUGUAGUGCCCCUAAGGAAUCCACAUAUCCCGUCACACCUGCAUCUGCACAGUCUCCUGCUAGCUCAUCAUCUGGGCAACGGCUUAUAUCCAUGCCUAACCAACCCCCCGCAGCAUUCCUGUGCUCAGUGCUACCCUUGCAGCCUGACUAUAACAGCCAAGCUCCUUCUCCCAUGGAACCUCAUUACUCACAACCAAUGUAUAACAAACAAGCUAGCAUCAACUCUAUGCAGAAGACAUCAGACCAUGAAAUUAGAGGAACAAAAGAGGCCCUCAUUCAGGACUUGGAAAAGAAACUCCGAUGCAAAGACAACCUUCUCCAGAAUGGCAACCAGCGAUUAACUUAUGAAGAAAGGAUGGCUCGCAGGCUGCUUGGACCAGCAAAUGCGGCAACGGUGCUUGAAGCACAAAGUGAAGACAACAUGCAGAAUGCACAGCACCAGAAUGCAGACAACAUCAGGCUGCAGGUUCCUACAACACAUGUAAGGAGCAGACCGUCCUCAAGAGGAGAUGAACGUGGACAUGACUCAAUCCAGGAAAAGUUUUUUCAGCCACGUUUUACACAAGUGCCUGAAGACAUCAUUAUUGAGGAGGGGCGAUUCUGCAGGCUUGACUUCAAAGUUAGUGGGCUGCCGACUCCAGAUGUGAUGUGGUAUCAGAAUGGAAGGAUGGUUCAUCAAGAUCAGUUCCAUAAAAUGAUAGUGUCAGAAAAGGGAUUCCACUCAUUUAUUUUUGAAGCAGUCAAAUCAUCUGAUGCAGGGACAUACGAAUGUGUGGCUGUCAACCGUGCAGGAGAAGCGUCUUUUGCAGUAAAAGUGGAAGUCAUUGCAAAAGAACAUCACACGCCUCCAACUUUCAUCUUCAAGCCACAAAGCAAAAAAGUUUUUGAAGGAGAUACAGCCAGACUUGAAUGCCAGAUCUCUGCUAUCCCAACACCCCGGAUUUACUGGAAAAGAAACAACGAAAUGGUACAAUAUAAUACAGACCGAAUAAGCUUGUUACAUGACAAUACCGGAAGGAUUUGCCUCCUGAUUCAUAAUGCAAACAAGAAAGAUGCCGGUUGGUACACUGUGUCUGCUGUCAACGGAGCAGGUGUGGCCACCUGCCAUGCCAGGCUGGAGGUUGCAACACAUGCAGACAAGCCAGUUCCAGCACCAAAGCAGUUACGGGUUCGACCAACUUUUAGCAAGUAUUUGGCACUUAAUGGAAGAGGACUGGAUGUGAAACAAGCCUUUUCACCAGAAGGAGAGUUUCAGCGUUUGGCUGAGCAGUCUGGACUGUACGAAAGUGAUGAACUUUAACUGGAAAUGAAGAAGAAAACUCACACCUAUAAGAGACAAUUACAACAUAGAUGCAGUUAACUGGUGAUUGCUCUAAUUAGCAAAAUGCCCAUCUACAUAUUUUUACUUUGACUCUUGCACAUUCAGCUGUUUCCAUUUUACCAUGUUAGAUUUUAUUUAUAUGAGUUGGUGAAUAUAACCAUUUACUGAAUAUUGUAUUUUAACUAUAAGGCCUAAGAAAGCAGGCCAAUUAGUUUUCUCAAGUGUGGCUGGUUUUAGUUCCACCCAUACUUGGUUACAUGCUACAGUAGAUUGGUUUGUACUGCUUCCCUAAUAUCACUCUUGAUAAUAUCAGAAGUCUGUACUGCCUGAAUACUAAAACCAAAUAGAUUAGAGU